CGGGCUCGGAGCGGAUCACUUCGGAGACGAGAGAGAGGCGCUCGGCCAAAGCCAACGGAACCAGUGCUGCAACAUGUCGGAGCCGAAAUACCGAGAAUGGAUCCUGGAAACCAUCGACUCCCUGCGCUCGAGAAAAGCCCGACCGGACCUGGAAAGAAUCUGCCGAAUGGUCCGAAGAAGAUAUGGCUCAGACCCGGACAAAACCAGGGCUGAACUAGAAAAACUGAUCCAAGAGCAAACUGUGCUGAAAGUUAGCUACAAGGGGUCCAUUUCCUACAGGAACGCUGCUAAAGUGCAAAGGAAAUGCAGAAAGAGAACGGAGCAAGCCAGCGGCAGCGGCGAGUCGCUCGGUGAGCACGGCAAACACGCCAGUUGCAAUAACAACGGCGACAGCGCGCUCAGCCUCACGGACCAAGAAGAGUGCGAGGAUAAGGAGCCAGAGGCACGCGGGGCGAGCCCGUGUCCUGAUCCCCUGCCUCAAACCUCGCCCUCCACUCUUGAAAAGGAAGAGCAGAUUUUACCACUACCUAGCGGAAACAGUUUUGUUAGUUGUGGCGCAACGGGCCACUCCGCCGGGAGCGUGAAAGCAAGUGCAUCGAAAGACGAGGGCUUAGUCGCUGAGGCGGGGGCAAGCGGCUCCUCUGCCCACCGCGAUGCUGCUUCAAGUGCAAACCGACGGGCUGAAGGAGACGUGACGCUCGGCCACGAGGGCAGCGAUGAUGAUGGUGAUGAGAAAGAAGAGAAAACUUGCUCAAGCGCCAGCAGUCCGCCUCCGAGAAACAAGCCCCCCGCGUCCGCCAAACCCAAACUCAAGGUGGGGGCAAAGGGCUCCGGGGCGCGUUGCCCGGACUCUCCGGAUGAGAGCAGCGCUGAUCUGGGCGACAGGCUGGUUGCUGCGGUCCGAAGUCUGUACGAGAGACACCGGGGCUCCGCCGCAACACGGGGCCACGCGCCGCCGGGGCUCAAAGAUUUCCUCGACUACCUCAGCACGCAGCGAGGGAUGCCCGGGGAGAAGCUGACCCGCAACCGCGUUAAAGUGGUGCUGGAGCGCGAGAUCGAGAGGGGUCGUCUCCGCAGGACCCGCCUCGGCCACAUCACUCCUGCCGCGCGGGGGAUGGGGGCGGCCAAGCCGUCCGCGCGUCUCCUGAAGAGCGCACUGCAGGACAGACAUCUCGCGAAAAUGGAGGAGGUGAAGAAAGAAGAAAGGAUGGAGGUGGAGAGUGAGGAGCAUGGCACAGAGGAAAACACAGUGGGCUCAGCGGAGGAUGUUCCCAACACCAUCACUGAUGGAGGUCCGGCAGGUGUCGAAGCUUGCACUGACCUGACCUCACCUGACACGGAGGUCCAGAAUGAUAAUGGCACUGACUCACCACAGACCUCUGAGGGGAAAUCCCAGUCAUCUUCAUCUCUGGAGACCUCAAACCAGAGCUCCUUACAGCAGGAAGUAGACGUGGGAGGAAGUGAAGAGCAGACAAUGUCUGUGGAGCCUGAGGAUGCUGUAGCUGAGAAAAACGCAGAUGCUCCUGAUCAGCUACAUCCCGACAUUGAGGAUCAGGUGAUUGUGAUGCCAGAGAUCGUAAAGGCUCCAUCAUCAAUACCUAUAAGAAACUUUUCAGGCUGUAAGUUGGAAGUGGGAGUGUCGUCAUGUCUGCUGACCCCCUCUGCCUCACCAGGAGCGGCUGAAGAGCGAGGGAUGAAUGAAGGAAUAGGUGGCUUUGUAAAGUUGGAGACGGGAGGCAUGAGCCCGGUGGACUGGACUGUAGCAGACGUGGCCAGCUACUUCACCGCGGCUGGAUUUCCAGAGCAGGCGCUCGCUUUCAGGACACAGGAGAUCGACGGGAAGUCCCUCCUUCUGAUGCAAAGGAAUGAUGUGCUGACAGGCCUGUCAAUCAGACUUGGUCCCGCCCUAAAGAUCUAUGAAAGACACGUGAAGGUUCUGCAGAGGACCCAUUUCCAAGAUGACGAAGCUUUCUGCUGAUACACACACACACACACGCAUAUAUAUUAGCUAUUGUACAUGACAAAGUAACUCGCAUGUAUAUACCAAACAAUAUUUACUCAUCCCAGAACACGCAUAUUCCUGAAGACAUUCAGUAUGACUGUUCAGGACUUCCUGAACAGAAACAGUUCUUGUUUUCCUCACACACAAAUGUAUAUAUAUAUAUUUUUAAUCAGUAAUCCCGCAGCUAUUGGAAAGAACUUUGGCCUGAAAACACAUGAGUAAAAUGAACUGAACUAAGUAGAAGAAUGGAGUAAGUUUGGGAAGACUGAAAAGAGAAAAAAAAAAUAUUUUUUAAGAAGUGUCAACCAUUUUUUGAAAUGACUGUGCAGUUCUGUGCAGUUAAUGCUGCUCUGAUGGAUACCACUGUUUGAAUUGUGACCCCGAAUUCAUUUCAUCAAGUGGAUUUUUUGUUUAGUACUUAUUCAGUCCAGUAGGGAGCGGAACAUCAUUUUUUUGUGACCUCACUGGUUUCAAGAUUGCUAUUGAAACCAAACAAAGGCUGGAGGGUUUCCACUGCGCACAGAACGUUUUGUUAAAAAUUUUCCUCCAAUGUAAAAAA
This is a messenger RNA of Sinocyclocheilus rhinocerous, 2561 nucleotides long. Its product is annotated as atherin. Gene Ontology annotation, biological process: negative regulation of DNA-templated transcription. Gene Ontology annotation, molecular function: DNA binding; histone binding; chromatin binding. The record is from RefSeq and is a predicted model, not a curated record. The transcript has 7 exons. Gene Ontology annotation, cellular component: nucleus. Lineage: Eukaryota; Metazoa; Chordata; Actinopteri; Cypriniformes; Cyprinidae. Bases 74 to 1978 code for a protein of 634 amino acids.